This is a messenger RNA of Engraulis encrasicolus (European anchovy), 1882 nucleotides long. RefSeq lists its product as uncharacterized. The record is from RefSeq and is a predicted model, not a curated record. The coding region runs from base 577 to 1491 and encodes 304 amino acids. NCBI's taxonomy places the organism in Eukaryota, Metazoa, Chordata, Actinopteri, Clupeiformes, Engraulidae. The transcript has 4 exons.
CACAAACUCCCUCCCAGCCCACAAACACACACAGGCACAGACACACGGAGGAUAGAUAGGAGCAUUGCUUAAGUGGCUGCCACCAGGCCCAGCACACGCUCUCUCAUAAUCACAUCAGAAGGAGAGAGAGAGAGAGAGAGAGAGAGAGAGAGAGAGAGAGAGAGAGAGAGAGAGAGAGAGAGAGAGAGAGAAAGAGAGAGAGGAAUAGGUCAGAGGAGGUAGAGGACUGCUAACUAACUUCUAAGGAGUAAAGACCAAAGCGAAAAUAAAAUUGAGAAUUUCGAAAUAUAAAUUUGUAUUUGUCAAGAGGUUUGGACAAACUCAUCUACCAAAAGAGGAUUCCUAAUUACAUUACACCAACCUCAUGAGAGAGAGGAAAAUAGGAAGAAAUAGACAGAACGUGUGAAAGAAAGAGAGGGAUAGGACAGAAGAGGCGGAAGAGGAGGAAGACAGCACAGAGGGAAAGAAGAUACAGGUAUAAGAUCAUUUCAGCAAACACUGAAGCAAAAAGAAAAAAAAAUCAGAAGAGGAUUUCUUCAAAACCUGCCUCAGGUGCCAAAGAUCCUUUAAUUGGCCAUGGUAGCCCCGCCCAUGGCGACCGUCACCACAACGCUGGUCGUCGUAAUGAUGGCGUUUGUCGCACCGACUGGUGGCAUGAGCAACGAGCUGGACUAUGGCAACUGGAACUACAGGGAAGGAGCGGAGAGCGUUGACGUGAGUCACGUGCGGAGCGUGACGCGAGUGCUGGACUCCUGGGGCAAGAAGCUCUUCAGCGACAUCAAGACCCUGCUCCACUCGCAGCCCAGCGCACUGCUGCCAGACUACUCCAGGGUCCGCCCUCUCUCCGAGUCCCUCAAUGACCUCUUCCGAGAAGUCCUGCACUUGCAGAGGCGCAUCACCGACCUCAACCAUCGCCUAGCAACCCUGGAGCCUGUGCUCCGUCGCUACGGAUACCGCACGCCGAGAGAAGAGGAGGAGGAGGAGGAGGAGGAGAGGAGGAGGGAGAGGGAGAUGGAGGAUGGAGAUGAUGAGCAACAGCAGAGGCAUCCGCUGAAGCAUCGUCUCCAUGGCCACCACCAGCAUCAGCAUCAGCACCACAAGCAGGGAGGGAUGGUGAUGAUGAUAACCAAAGAUGAACAGGCAGCCAAGGAGAGGAAGAUGGCGGGUGGAGGAGGGGGAGAGAGGAUGGUGGUCCAGGGCAAGCCAGGGACGGUGACAGGGACAGUGACAGGCAUGGUCCUCAAGGGCGUGAGGAGCAGCAGCAGCAGCAGCAGUAACAUCCCCACUGCUGGCUCCACCAGUGAUGCGCUCGAGGCUGCAAUAUCGGCCUCGGCCACCGGGGGCAGCAGCGCAGCGCCAGGCUACCCACGCAGGUACACCGUUCGCACGGUGCGGCCCGUGAGGAAGGUGCUGCGGACCAGGAGGGUCAGGGUGUUCCGGGACAAAGACGGCAAGGUGAGGGUGAUGGAGAGCGAUGGUGCGGAGAGAUAGAGAGAGAGAGAGAGAGAGAGAGAGAGAGAGAGAGAGAGAGAGAGAGAGAGAGAGAGAGAGAGAGAGAGAGUUUGACAUGGAGAUGUAGAUGGAGAUGGAAGAAAGAGGGAUGGAAGGGAGAGAAAGAGCAAAUGAGAGAGAGAUGGAGAGAGAAAUACUUAAAGAGAAAAGAGAGAGUAGGAGGGGAGGGGGAGAUGAGAAGCUGUUGAGGUGAUUUGUAGAUUUUGCUGUUGGAGAAAGAAAAGAACAAUCGUAAAAUGUGCAAAUGGCUACAUCCUGCAAAUAGUGUAUUCUGUUAAUACUUUUGCUAUAUUGUCUAUACUAUGGUUCUCCUGUAACUAUUGUAUUAUGGAAUGACAUGCAUAUUAAUAAACCUUUAAACCUAGAUACA